AUGAAACUGUUACAGGCUUGUUCUGGUAUCGGUUCAGCACCAAGAGUUAAUCCUCGAGCGGUUUUUGCCAAUAAUGAACUCGACCUUGGUACAAUUGAUGUCUACGGCUUUGACUACGAUUACACUCUUGCUGUUUACACUCGACAUCUAAAUGCGCUUAUCUACAAAUUGGCCCUACACCGCCUCAUAUCGCAGUUCAAGUAUCCCGAAAAUAUACUGUAUGUACCUUAUGACAGUGAAUUUGCAAUUCGUGGUUUGCACUUUGAUGUAGAAAGUUCUUGUCUUUUGAAAGUUGACGCUUUUUUACAAAUUCAGAAUGGAUCCGUGUACAAAGGAAAAAGAAGGUUAGCCGACAGUGAAGUGAAGAGGCUGUUCCCACGACUCUCUCUUUCUAACAUCGACGGGCGCCAGGUGCCGCAACUGGUGGAUUUCUUUUCCCUACCUUGGGCAGGUCUACUUUCUACUGUAGUGCACUACUGUGACCUUCACCAUAUCGUAUUUGACCCAAAAUGUUUAUUUGAUGAUUUGGAGGAGUGUGUGAAACAAGUUCAUACCAGUGGUGAGAUGUACCGUGCAGUCUGUGAUAAUCUGGAACACUACAUGCAUCGCAAUGAAGGCCUUAAAGAAUAUUUAGACUUAUUACAUUCGAACAACAAGGAGCUAUUUGUUGUGACCAACAGCCCUUUCCCGUUUAUAAAUGUUGGAAUGACGUAUAUGUUAGGUGAGGAUUGGCGGAAAUACUUCAAGUAUAUAGUUGUGUUGGCGAAAAAACCAACGUUCUUCAAGGGACGCGAACCGUUUCGAAUCUACGAUCCAGAAUUGGAAAUUAUGAGUUUUGAGAAGGUGCAUCGUUUGGAGGAAGGUCAAAUAUAUUCUGGAGGAAAUAUCGAAGAUCUGUCAAUUCGUGCUGGUUUCAAAAACAAGGGUGUGCUCUAUUUCGGUGACCACAUUUACACUGACUUAGCAGAUCCAAUUCUGAGGUUGGGAUGGCGUACGGCGGCUGUCGUACCUGAACUGGCACGAGAAAUCAGAGUGCAAAACGACGAUACCUAUCAGGAAAUUAUACAGUGGUUGGCUAUGCUCACUGCAAUCAUAGAAGUGUACAGACCAGAUUCCUUACAAGAUCCUGAUGCAGCUAGUGUAAUAGAGGAGUGGCAAGAUGAAAGAAGUCGUUACAGGUAUGACUACUAUUUGUGGCGAGCGGAGUCAUAUAACAUGAAGGUUGAGCACGAUCCAUUGAACGUCUAUUGGGCG
This is a messenger RNA of Cooperia oncophora, 1254 nucleotides long. The record is from the annotation of a GenBank genome assembly. NCBI's taxonomy places the organism in Eukaryota, Metazoa, Nematoda, Chromadorea, Rhabditida, Trichostrongylidae.